Galleria mellonella (greater wax moth) is the source of this 5963-nucleotide messenger RNA. RefSeq names its product hemicentin-2 (gene side-VII). The record is from RefSeq and is a predicted model, not a curated record. Gene Ontology annotation, molecular function: protein binding. NCBI's taxonomy places the organism in Eukaryota, Metazoa, Arthropoda, Insecta, Lepidoptera, Pyralidae. The coding region runs from base 604 to 3159 and encodes 851 amino acids. The transcript has 17 exons.
UUUUUUACAAUGUCUUCUCUUAAUAAUCAUGUUAUAAGAGGUAUCCUAAUAUAGACAACAGAUGCGUAAUCAUGGACCGUAAUCUAUGCGCGAGUUAUAUUCCAAAAAUUAAAUUUCAAAUACUGACGAUCGUCCCAUAAUAAAACCUUAUUGUUAUGCAGCAACAAUAGAAAAAUACCAUGAAAAUAAUAUAAAAUAAAAGAAAAUAAAUAAUGAAACGGAGCCUUCGGUGUUUUCGUCUGAAAGGGGGUGUGCGGGUGGGGGCGGGGAGGGGCGUUUUCAGUCGUAAGCCCAGCGCUGUACGCGGCGCACGCUACCCGCCCGCCGGACGCGCGGUCUCACCGCUCUAACAGUGUCACCCGUGCUCCUAAUACUCAGUGGAAACGUGUAAGAUUCUAAUAGUGCUGUGUAUGUGAACAGUGUCUCGUAUGGAUGUAUGAACAAGAUGCUCAAACUACUGGUACAACGAAAAUAAAUAGCGUAUAAAAAAAUGUCCAUUCCAUUUUGAAUAAUUGUGAUGUGCGCGUGUCGGACGCUAAUGUAACACGUGAUAGUGCAGUGUUAGGUGAUGUGAUAAGUGAUGGUUGAGUGAUAGAGGUCAUCAUGCUGCCGGCGCUGUGUCGGCUGCUGGCGGCGGCGGCGCUGCUCGGUGCUACGUUAUUCGCUAUGGCAGCUAAAAAUGUGCCUAUGACCCAAGUGGUGGCGGUGGCGGGUGAACCAGUAUACCUGCCAUGUGACAUCAGUACCCAGGAUGACGUGGAUGCUGUUCUACUUGUGCUGUGGUACAGGGAAGAUCUUGGUACACCUAUAUACAGUGUAGACGCGAGAGAACGAGACUUUGGAGUAGCUGAACGCUGGUCAGACGAGAGCGUUUUCGCAUCAAGAGCCUACUUCCUGCCUGAGAGAAAGCCAGCAGAACUAGGCGUGGACAGGGUGAAGGCAUCGGACCAGGGAGUGUACAGAUGUCGGGUGGACUUCAAACAGGCCCAGACGAGAAAUUCAAGAGUUAACCUCACCGUAAUUGUACCACCCAGCAAGAUGGUAAUCAUCGAUGACAGAGGCGAUGUGAAGCAAGCCAUAGUGGGGCCUUAUGUGGAAGGAGAUACGUUCACACUCAAGUGUGACGUUUCGGGAGGUCGUCCCAGGCCAUGGGUGAAGUGGUUCAGAGAUGAAGUAGAAACGGACACUCCGUCGACGCCGUUGUCCGGGAACGGCGUCCGGGGCGUCAUCAGGGUGGGUCCGCUGACGAGGGCCGACGUCCGAGCAGCCCUCACUUGCAGAGCGUCCAACCACCCACGGGCUCAUCCUAUUGAAACCACGCUCACCUUGGAUAUGAAUUUUCCGCCAUUAACUGUACACAUGGUGGGUUCAGACCAGCCUAUAUCAGCGAGCAGAAGAUAUGACCUUCUAUGCCAGAGUUCAGGGUCCAGACCCCCAGCUUCCAUCACGUGGUGGAAGAACGGUCAUAGGAUAAAUAAUGCUAAGGAAACGCUAUCAACAGAUGGGAACACGACUACUUCAACAGUGUCACUGCAGCUUACUAAAGCCGACACUGGAGCAAAACUUGCGUGUAGAGCCUCAAACCCUCAGAUGCCGUCAGUUGCACCAUUGGAGGAUGACUGGACAUUGGAUGUGCAAUAUGUUCCAGAGACUGUUGUGAGAUUAGGAACGAAUUUAGAUCCGAAAAAUAUCAGAGAAGGCACUGAUGUUUACUUCGACUGCAUCAUCAAUGCACAUCCCUACGUAUACAAAGUCGAAUGGAGACAUAAUGGCAAGACUCUCCUUCACAACGUGGGCCAAGGCGUCAUCAUCAGCAAUCAGUCUCUGGUGCUUCAAGGUGUUGGUAGAAGAACAGCCGGCAACUACACGUGCGUUGGCUUCAACGCAGAAGGGGAUGGUGAAAGCAAACCAUUCUCUUUAGAUGUUCUGUAUGCGCCAACCUGCAGAAGUUCCCAGCAAAGAGUCCACGGGGUGGCGAAACAGGAACGAGCACAUAUAAUGUGUCAAGUCGAUGCCAAUCCACCUGAAGUUACUUUUCGUUGGACCUUCAACAACACGGCGAAUAGUAACGAAGUUAGCGAUACAUACGUGUCCAGGGCUGGUACCAGUUCUACUGUAACCUAUACCCCUCACACUGAGAUGGACUACGGAACAUUAUUGUGCUGGGCUCAUAAUAGAAUAGGAAAGCAACGCGUACCUUGUGUCUAUCAUAUUAUUGCAGCUGGUCGACCUGAUCAAGUCCAUAAUUGCUCUGUGGUAAAUGCAUCAAUGACUUCAUUCGGCGUGCGAUGUUCAGAGGGCUUCAACGGUGGCAUGCCGCAAUCUUUCCUUUUGGAAGUUCGUGAGAUAAUUUCUCAAGAAAUAGUUGCCAACGUUUCAAGCGCGGUACCUCGCUUCAUGGCAGCGGGUUUACAGCCUGGACGAACGUAUGCAGCCGCUGUCCUUGCAUAUAAUGCUAAGGGAAGAGGAGAUCCAUAUCCUUUGAGAGCCAGUACAUUGAGACCACCGGAGAAACAUCAUGUUCAUGAUAAAAGUUUAGAUUUACCCAGAACAGCGUUUCAAAUGUCCGGGGCCAUGUCUGCUGCUGUCGGCGGAGGUGGAGUCCUUAUGGUGGUGCUGGUUCUUUUCAUGAUAGCAGUCAGACAACGGUGCGCUAAGAGGAAACCAAGAUCGGCUCCUCCACCAUCUUCACAACCAGCCUCUCCUGAUAAAUUAAGAGAAAAAGAUGAUAGCGAAAGCGAUGAUCGUAAUCCUGACAUAAUUCCAUCUGAUACUGAUCAGAUGCAGUUGGACUAUUACCGCCAACAGCAGGUCUCGACUAUUUCCCCACCGCUGGGCAGUAGAGGUCCUCGUGGGAGUGUUGCUGGAGUCCGAGGGGGUCUUCCCGGAUAUUGCCCAUUAAGGACUGCACCGCCACCGUCGCAUCCUUCGAUGCAUGAUCCUUCUGACUCCACAUUCCAAAACCCCACAUCGGGCAUUCCACCGCCUGCACGUUUCGCAGCGGGCUCGUGCACGUUACCGCGCGGUUCCAGUAUCGCGGCGCCGGCGGAAGCGCGGUGCGGUAUACCACUACAGCAUCUCCGCACGCUGCCGCGUCCGCUACCCGCGCCCGCGCCCGCCGCCGCCCCGCGGAUUACGCCACGCGACACCCCGCUCUGACAGACGACUCAACUCUAGGACAUGUGUAAAUAGACGCAAGUGACAAGUGACCGGCGUGCUCAACGAUAAAAGACUCGAGGUUUGUUUAAUAUUAUCGAGCAAUAGGUGAUUUUGUAUCAAUUACUGGAUCCCAACUGGUGAUUAGAUGUAUUUGGAUUAGAUAGAACUAAUUAAAUUCGUUACUACUAAUAUGUAAAUUACAAAUGUAAAUACUAUGUUAAUCUAGUCAAGAGUUUUGCGAAUCAAUUUAUAUUAAAGGAUAUUAUAACAGAACUACCAACAAACCGAAAUAAUCGUCAAUAUUGAAAAUUAUACACUCUUUUUUUGUCAUAAAUGGUUGUGAAAAAUUUUGUAAAACCAAUCGUGUAAAAUAAUAGCGUUAAUAACGUUUUCAAAUAACAAUAACGCGUUAUAGAAUUUUUAACGGCAAACUACGUUAAAGGAAUAAAGUCCGUUGAAAUGAAAUUUCAAAAAUUUGUAUUUCAAUAGAACUGUUUCCUAUAUUGUAUUAUAGUUGAAAUAACUGAAUUUAUAGUCAGUUUAUCAUAAUCACGAAAAUGUGAUAAUAUAUUAUAAUAUUAUUAUGCAUUAUAAAUGUCUCGUCUCAUUUUAUAACAAUAGUUAUUCUCUAGAUAGUCUAAUUGCUUUCGAUGUUUUUCCUCUAGGUAAUUAAAAUUUUAACUAUUUAGUCUAACUUCAAACACUGGCAACAUCUUGUCUACAUUAUUUAUUUUUUAAUUAUUAACAAUGCUCAUUUAAAAAAAAUUGCUUUUUUGUAUACAAAACCGAAUUUAUAAUUUUGAAAGUCUUGGUAAAAUUUAUACCUUUACGAACGAGAACUACACAAUUAGAUACGUAUUUUCGGUUAAAUAUGUCAUAAUACGAGUUGAGACAUUUGUAAUUUUAUAGUUUUGUCCAUUAAGGAGUAUUGUAAAUACGUGAAUUUACCAAUGUAAAUAUGUUUUGUAUUAUACAGUUAUUAAUCCUAUUCGUGUCUUAAAGUCAUACGUUAACGUUAUUAGUUGUGACACUGUAAAGCCGUACAGAUUGAUCGCAGUUACAUUAAAAAGUGUAUUAUAUAUAGUUGAUUUAUUUAUUAAAUUAUGUGUAAAAUGUAAAUACAGUGUCAAAGUAUAAAUGAAAAUCAAUCGCUGAGUCGAUGUAAGCGCAUCACUAAAGAACGGCUGCGUUUAAAAAAAAUUUUUUUUUGCUAUCUGUAAUUGUCAGGACAAGGUUUGUAUGAAAGAAAAGGUUUGAAAAUUUUUAUAGAAUGGCGAAUAAUUGAAGAUCUGGGUCUUAUUUCAUUCGUUAGUACACUCGAACGAAGUAGCGAUGGGUAGCUAUUUAAAAGAAAUAACAGGUUUUUAGUCAACCGUUGCGAACCAAAUGCGAAUAAACGGUUAUUUUUUAUCUGCAAUCACUAGCGAAAAACGCGUUUCCGUUAUUUUAUUACAUUUUGGCACUGUGUGUACUUUCAAGUUAUUAUUAUUAUUUUUUAUUAAUAUAAAUAUAACAAGUUUUUUAUAAUGAUGUCAAAAAACAAAUGCAAUAAGCAACUUAAGUAAUUUUGACGCCCAUUUAUGCAAUUUUUUGUAAUAGUCUAAAAUCCCGCCAUUAAAUUUUGAAUGUAUAAAAUUUUUAAAUGAAAGUUGAUAUGAAUGAAAAAUAAUGAAUUCUGUAUGUAUAAAACUUUUGUAUGAAACUUAAUGAAAGAUGAACGAAAAUAUAAUAAAAUGCAUUUAAAAUCCAGUUACCUGCUCUCAGUUACCCUCAACCAAGGUUGACAAGCGAAAAGAUUGGUUUACACUAAACAGAAAUUUAUUCUUUUCUAUACACGAUAGCAUAUGUCUAUUGAAAAAUGGCAUCUAAAUUUUUGUUUUAGACGAUGGUGCUGUAAUUACAUGGAAUUAGACUUUAUUAAUAGAACAUACAUUAAAUGAGAAUUUAUUCCUUUUUCUAUACGAUAACAUAAAAAAUGGCCACAAAUAACAGGUGGCAUACCUGACAAUCUGUUUACGGCUAACUGACAGUGGGCAAACGGGAGGAACUUUCCCAAACCAAAUUUAAUUAAAAAAUUUAUACAUGCAGAAUUCAACCGCAAGAUCUUAGGUCGUAAUGUUGGGAAAGAAUUCAUGGGUAUUAAUUAUGUAGCUCAAAAUUAAUAUCACUCUAUAAGCACAUGAUAUAACUGUCUAUUAAGCUAAAUAACUAUGCAUGCAGUGAUUGAAAUUCAUAUUAAAUCUGACCAAAGUGAAAAAAAUAUAUACAACUUAGAAUAGCAAACAAGCUGACGGCCCACCUGAUGGAAAAUGGUAACCGUCGCCUAUAGACAUGAGUAGUACUAUGGACAUAACAGAUUAUCCUGUUUCGGCCAUAAUACCUCCCAUGGUACCAUGGACUUAACACAUGGUACUUCAUACAUGCUGUUACGCACAUGAUAACUCCCACGUGUUACCAUUCCUGAGGACUCAAGUGUUAUUCUCUGUAAAUUCACUGCCAUAUCCCACCCUUCAAACCGAUUUUUAUUUAUAACCAAUGUUUAAGGAAUCCAAUUAAUUUGAUUUAAAAAUUAAACUUCUAAACCGAUUUUGGUAAAAAUUGAAAAUAUAAAAGAUUUUUCCGAUUAUAGGAUAAUGUUUUAGGCGUCUUAAAGUAAUCAGGGAUCAUACAUGAAAAAUGAAAAUCCUUAAUCUUAAAUAUGAAAUUUAAGAAUGUAACAUUUAAGACAGGCUUAAUACGAAUUUUAACCACUGCGCAUAGCUGUCUCAUCUCUCUCAUCUCAGGUAUACUGUGGAUAGUCUUUG